GCCGCGAACAUGUGACCCAUGAUGGUAUUGAUGGUGCACUACAAAAUAGAACACUAUGUAUAAUUUUAAAAAAACACCUGCUCAAAUUAUUUUAAUGUUAAUACUGUUAACACAGUUGACUAGUGGACUAACGAAUGAAGUGAAACACCAAAAUGUGUCAGUCGAAGAACAAACCAAAGACGUAUCAACAAGUUUAGAAGCUAGAGGAAAGGAAGAAAAAGACAUGAUGAGUCGAAUUCUGCCCAUGAUGAUAAUCCCGUUCAUGAUCUCCACGGGAAUCAUUCCCAUGAUGCUCAUUUCGCUGAAGUUCAUGCUGAUGAAGAGUGCGUUGAUCGGCAAAUUGGCGGUGAUUUUGCUCGUUUUGAAUAUGUUCAGGGGUAGGCAGCCGGACCAAGGGGGCGUUUCCAACCAUGAUGUGCACCUACAAGACAUGCACAUGGCCCAUUAUGGGUACAGUGGAGGCGAAGAGUACGGGGCGUACGUCAACGGAAAAAAACGAAGUUCUAGAUGACACGAUAUGUUGUACAGUAGAUUAAAAAAUAUUGUUUUCUUUGAAAACGUCAGAAAUGUUGCGGUAACUGCAGUUAGUUUUUGUGUAAAUAAAUUGUAUUUAUUUGAA
Messenger RNA from Zophobas morio, 619 nucleotides. RefSeq lists its product as uncharacterized. Lineage: Eukaryota; Metazoa; Arthropoda; Insecta; Coleoptera; Tenebrionidae. The record is from RefSeq and is a predicted model, not a curated record. The coding region runs from base 56 to 511 and encodes 151 amino acids. The transcript has 2 exons.